CACCCUGGAAUUUAUUCCGUGUAAACAGAGCCACAAAUUGUUUAUAAGUUAUUCAUCACGCAAGUUAUAUUAUUCAACAACAUGAAGAUGACCAAGCCUCUCCUCGUCCUCCUGAGCCUCGCCGUCGUCCUGCACGUCGCCGUCGCCCAGCCCGUGGACGUCGUCCAGGACGAGGCGCCCCUGCAGGACGCCUUGCUCCAGGACGAGGCGCCCCUGCAGGACGCCUUGCUCCAGGAGCUGCAGGAGUUGGUUCUUGCGGACGCGGAGUUGCAAGAUCAACUCGGGGCGCUGGACGCGGAGCGUGACAUGAUCGUGACCGUGCCGAUACCCAAGUGGCUGUGUGAUGUCCUGAAACCUGUCAUUCCGCUGAAAAUAACAUGCACUGAUGCGAUCACAGCUCAGUAAACCAGCGUUCCAAGCAGGAUGGCACAAGAUAACCGCAACUCUGGAUACGUUUGUCGGAAAAAUAAACAUUGAAACAAA
Messenger RNA from Hyalella azteca, 483 nucleotides. RefSeq lists its product as uncharacterized. The transcript has 2 exons. Bases 82 to 405 code for a protein of 107 amino acids. The record is from RefSeq and is a predicted model, not a curated record. NCBI's taxonomy places the organism in Eukaryota, Metazoa, Arthropoda, Malacostraca, Amphipoda, Hyalellidae.